Messenger RNA from Clavispora lusitaniae ATCC 42720, 816 nucleotides. RefSeq names its product Mob1p (gene MOB1). Gene Ontology annotation, cellular component: nucleus; cytoplasm. The record is from RefSeq and is a predicted model, not a curated record. Gene Ontology annotation, molecular function: protein kinase activator activity. Gene Ontology annotation, biological process: cell division; positive regulation of protein phosphorylation; signal transduction. Lineage: Eukaryota; Fungi; Ascomycota; Pichiomycetes; Serinales; Metschnikowiaceae.
AUGUCUUUUUUCCAAAAUUUCAACACCCAUUCGUUGAGAACAACUAGAGGCUUUAAGUUAAAGCUGAGCUCCCCCAUAUCCAGCCCGCAGCCGCUAUCUAACACAGCUGCUCUUCCGCCUUUGCCUCCAGUGAAUAUUGGUUCGCUUAACGAUGAGGAAAAUCUUGCUCAUUCUUCAAUGAACCUCUCGUCAAAUAUGGCAACGCAAACGGUAACUUCACACAAGGACAUCAGAAACUACGCCGAACAAACAUUAGGUUCUGACAACGCCUUAAUUAAAGCAGUGAAGCUUCCAAAGGAUGAAGAUAUCAAUGAGUGGCUAGCUGUGCACGUGGUUGACUUCUAUAACCAGAUAAACAUGUUAUAUGGAACAAUCACUGAGUUUUGUUCCCCAAAGUCAUGCCCAAGAAUGAUUGCUACGGAAGAAUACGAAUACUUGUGGCAGGAUACGAAUCCAUCUGCCAACGGGUCUGCGUCUCCUAGAAAGCCUGUCUCCUUACCAGCGUGUGAAUACGUGGAGAACUUGAUGAACUGGAUUCAAGGUUUCUUCGAUAAUGACAACAUCUUUCCGUCCAAAAUUGGAGCCCCCUUUCCACAACAAUUCCCCAACUUGGUCAAGACAAUAUUCAAGAGACUUUUGCGGGUGUAUGCGCACAUUUAUUGCCAUCACUUCCAUGAGAUCUCAGAAUUGGGUUUGCAAAGUCAUCUUAACACCAGCUUGAAGCACUAUGUUCUUUUUUCUAAAGAGUUCGACUUAAUUAGCAAAAAAGAUUAUGGUCCAUUGGAGGAUUUGAUUCUAACUAUGUUGAAAUCGUGA